This is a messenger RNA of Cuscuta europaea, 2380 nucleotides long. NCBI's taxonomy places the organism in Eukaryota, Viridiplantae, Streptophyta, Magnoliopsida, Solanales, Convolvulaceae. The record is from the annotation of a GenBank genome assembly.
UUCUUUGUCGUCAUCUUCUGCCCCUUCACCACAUUUUCUCACUUCUUUCCUCUCCUCCUAACAGAUAGUCUCUCAUCAUUAAUUUUGGACGCCCAAUUCUCAUCUCAGGUCCGAUGGAGCCGCCAGAGCACGACGCCGUAGCUCACGGUUCCGCCGAGGAGAUCAUCCUCCGGUGGGACUCCACUGCGUCGGAAGCAGGUGCCAGAGAGAAGAUGAUCUUCAGUGGAGACCGGCAUGAGGUCGCCCAAUACUUGCGCGCCGUCGAUGAACUCCAAAGGUCCAUGGAAUCGGCCUGCUCGCUCUCCGAUGGCCAGAGCAAGGGCAACGAAGCGAUCCAGAUCGCCAUGGCUCGGCUCGAGGACGAGUUCCGUAGCAUCCUCAUCGCUCACACCAGCCCUGUUGAAUCUGAGUUGCUGCUCGAUUCGAGGAGCUCUACCUCUUCCAGAAUCAGCUGUAGCUCCAGGAGCAGCUGCAACGGGGUGAGCUCGGGAGAACAGGAGCUCAGGAGCUUCGAUUAUGGAGAUGAUAACCCGAUGUGCGAUGAGCUAGAGCCUCUGGAGAGCAGGAUGAGCAGCAGCAGUUACCGAUCAUCGAGUAGCAUCAGAGAAAUCGACCUCUUGCCGCCAGAUGCAGUCCACGACCUCCGGAGCAUCGCCGAGAGGAUGAUUUCCGCCGGAUAUCUGCGUGAGUGCAUGCAGGUGUACGGCAGUGUCCGGAAGUCGGCGAUAGACGCUAGCUUCAGGAAGCUUGGUAUAGAGAAGCUGAGCAUUGGCGAUGUCCAGAGGAUGCAAUGGGAGGCUCUUGAAGUGAAGAUCCGUAACUGGAUACGUUCCGCCAAAUUGUGCGUCUGUAUACUCUUCGCCAGUGAGAAGAAGCUCUGCGAGCAAAUAUUCUCUGGAUUAGGCACAUCAGCGGAAGACGCUUGCUUCUCCGAGACUAUCAAAGGUCCGGCUAUUCAGCUUUUCAAUUUCGCAGAAGCUAUUAGUAUAAGCAAGCGAUCUCCAGAGAAACUGUUUAAGAUUUUGGAUCUACACGAUGCUUUAUCGGAGUUAAUGUUUGAUAUAGAAUUCGUUUUUGAAUCAAAGGACACGCAGUCAUUUAGGGUUCAGGCAAGUGAAAUGUUGUCCAGGCUAGGAGAGGCAAUAAGAGGGAUACUUUCUGAAUUUGAAAACGCAAUUCUUCGCGAGCCUUCAAGAGUUCCAAUCCCAGGAGGGACCAUUCAUCCACUGACAAGGUAUGUGAUGAAUUACAUCAGUUUGAUCUCUGAUUACAAACGCACUUUGGAUGAACUGAUCAUCUCGAAUCCUGGUUCAAAAGAUUCAAAUGACCCAAACACGCCUGAGAUGGAUUUCACCGAAGUAGAUGGAAAUGGAAAAACCCCUCUAUCCCUUCACUUAAUUUGGAUAAUCGUUGUCUUACAAUUCAACUUAGAAGAGAAAUCUAAGCACUACAAAGAAACUUCAUUGGCACAUCUGUUCAUGAUGAACAAUUUGCAUUACAUUGUCAAGAAGAUCAAAGGGUCACCUGAGCUAAGAGAGAUGAUUGGGGAUCAUUACUUGAAGAAGUUAACUGGGGGGUACUUGCAAGCGGCUAUGAAUUACCAGAGGUCGACAUGGGUGAAGGUUUUGUAUUGUUUAAGAGAUGAAGGAUUGCACACUGGUAGCUUUUCAUCAGGGGUAUCAAAGACUGCAUUGAGAGAGAGGUUUAAGAGCUUCAAUGGUUUGUUCGAAGAGGUUCAUCGGACACAGUCAAGUUGGUUGAUACCAGAUACUCAGCUUCGCGAAGAGCUAAGGAUAUCCAUGUCAGAAAGGUUGAUACCUGCUUAUAGAUCCUUUCUUGGACGGUAUAGGAGUCACAUUGAGAGUGGGAGGCACCCGGAGAAUUACAUCAAGUACACUGUUGAGGAUCUCGAGAAUGCUAUUCUUGAUUUCUUUGAGGGAAUCCAUGUCUCACAGUUCUUGAAGAGGACAUCUCACUAGCUAGGGGAGGGGGAUGGGGGAUGGGGGAUUUGGUAUGUGAGUUUUUUUUUUUUUUUUUUUUUAUGGUUCUUAUUGUUAUCAAUCAGAGUCUAGGGAAAUAUUCUUUGAUUCUUUGUGGAGUGUGCAGGAGAAUAAGGCAUUCAGCGAGUUUCAAAUGAUGUUUGAAGGGAUUGUUUAUUGUAUUUGUAUGAACGAACUUUGAACUGAAGAAUGAUGACGUGUGAAGGCAUAGCUUCUGUUCUCCCGUCUGAGUUCGUGAAAAAGGUGCUCUAGUUUUUUGAAUGUUAUACUUUUAGCUGUCAUUUCACCUUUUUUUCGUUCUUUUUGGGCAUGUGAAGAUGUUGUACAGUUGUAUCCAGUAUUAGUCAACUGAAUGAAAGUCAUAAAUAUUGUUGGAGCAA